AUGUUAAACGAUGCUGCAUCAUCAAAAAUUUCUUUAAUGGAAGAACCUCAAGUUUCUGUUGCUGUUAAUAAUAAUCUGUUGGAGCACAAGAAUGGUGGUGGAGACAACCUUGUGGACUUCUACAUUGGACUUGGAUUGGCUAUUAGUUCGAGUAUAUUUAUUGGUUCCUCCUUUAUUAUCAAAAAAAAAGCUUUAAUUAAAUUGGCUAGUGUAUCUGGUGAUUAUGCACAGAGGGCUUCUGAAGGGGGUUAUGGAUAUUUGAAGGAAUGGCUUUGGUGGAUGGGCGUAAUUACAAUGGGAAUUGGAGAAGCUUGCAAUUUCGCAGCCUAUGCUUUUGCUCCAGCAAGUUUAGUAACUCCAAUGGGGGCUUUGAGUGUUCUAGUAACCGCUGUCCUUUCCUCUCGAAUGCUUAAAGAACGCUUAAAUUUAUUGGGAAAAAUUGGAUGUGCAAUUUGUUUGUUGGGUUCAACUUCUAUUGUUAUUCACUCACCUAAAGAAGAGGAAGUCUCGUCUAUGAGAGAAUUGGCGGAGAAAAUGAGAGAUCCAGUAUUCAUCACCUACGUAGCUGUAGUUUUUGCUAUAACCCUAGUUUUUGUGUUUUAUGCCGCUCCUCGUUAUGGCCAUACAAAUAUUCUUGUAUACAUUUCAAUAUGUUCAUUAAUUGGAUCUCUGUCAGUUAUUUCUGUUAAAGGACUUGGAUUGGCAAUUAAAGAAAGUAUUACUACAAAAGAACAAUUUACUAAUUGGUUAACAUGGUUUUGGUUAAUUGCUGUUCUCUCCUGUAUAUCAAUUCAAUUAGUUUAUUUAAAUAAAUCUUUGGAUAUUUACAAUACUUCUAUGGUAACACCAAUAUAUUAUGUUUUCUUUACAAGUUUUGUAAUUUUGGCUAGUUCAAUAUUAUAUAAAGAAUGGUCAUGUUUGGGUGCAAGUGAUGUAAUUGGGAAUGUUAUUGGAUUUUUGACUACAAUUAUUGGAAUAUUUCAAAUGCAAUUAUUCCGAGAUAUAGAAAUUGGUUCAAUUAAACGUUUCCGUUUAUUGUGUUCAACAAAUCAAUAUAUAAGAAAUUCAUCUCAACACCAACACCACCAACAACAACGUGAACAUAAUCGAAGUCCAACAGGUAGUGUAACAAGUAGUAUUUCUAGAGUUGAUGCUGUAAUGUCCGAAGUUGGUUAA
This is a messenger RNA of Meloidogyne enterolobii, 1176 nucleotides long. NCBI's taxonomy places the organism in Eukaryota, Metazoa, Nematoda, Chromadorea, Rhabditida, Meloidogynidae. The record is from the annotation of a GenBank genome assembly.